Cylicostephanus goldi is the source of this 276-nucleotide messenger RNA. The record is from the annotation of a GenBank genome assembly. Lineage: Eukaryota; Metazoa; Nematoda; Chromadorea; Rhabditida; Strongylidae.
AUGCGCAAGUUGACAAUAGUCUUACUGGUAACGGCGAUAGCCGUUGUGGUCGCUGCUAAGAAAGGAAAAGCAAAGAAUGACACAUCGUCAAGCUCAUCCUCAAGCUCCGAAGAAGAGAGAGAAGGUUCCGGAGAAUCCACUCUGAAGAAGGUCAAGGCAGGAGUUGAGAAAUUGGAGAAAGAAGAAGCUAAAAAGUCUGAGAAAAAAGAAGAUAAGAAGUCUGAAGAUAAGAAGGAGAAAGGUGAUGAAGAAGGAAGCGGAGGAGGAAAGCUAUGA